Messenger RNA from Camelina sativa (false flax), 2093 nucleotides. RefSeq names its product AT-hook motif nuclear-localized protein 9. NCBI's taxonomy places the organism in Eukaryota, Viridiplantae, Streptophyta, Magnoliopsida, Brassicales, Brassicaceae. Gene Ontology annotation, molecular function: minor groove of adenine-thymine-rich DNA binding. The record is from RefSeq and is a predicted model, not a curated record.
ACUACACUCUCUUUCCACAGACUCUUCUGUCUCAAUAUCAAUUUCCAAAGAUGAUCAAUCAAGUCUAUAGGUAAGGAACAGUAAUGAGAGAAGAAGAGUCCGUUCAUCAAAGCAAGCUGUGUUAGAUUUUUUUUUAAGUUCUGAAGAAUGAACAGUGAUAUGUUGAUGAAUGUGUGAUACACGCGCCUGAUCAAGAAUGAGUCAUGAGCCAUACAGAUAGAUGCCUAGUUGCUAUACUAGAGAGCUACAGUCAAAGUCAGUUAUUCAUUAGGAUUUUGAAUUUCCAACUCAAAAAUAAGAGAAAAAUCAAAAUUACAAUAAGAUCCCAUUGUUGUUAUCCUCACAGUAAAUGCUUUUGCUUGAGAGAGAGAGAGAGAGAGAGAGAGGGUCUGUUAGAGGUUUUUUGUUUGUUUCUGUUUCCUUCUGUCAUCAAGAAAAGAGAAAAGCAAAAUUCAAGAAGAGAGAGAGAGAGAUAGCCCUUAAAACAAGUCUUAACCAUUGUUGAUAGAAGUGUAGAGAAAAGCUUUUCUUGUUUGCUUGCUUAUGGUGAGAAAGAACGAAAGAGAGAAGUAGUUAAGUAAGUAAAGCUGAGAAAGUAUUUAGUAUUAAGCUUUGCAUGUUCCUUUCUCUCCAAGCUUAUAUCUUCAUCAUAAAGUCUCCACCUUUGAUUCUGUUUCUCUUCUUAUCCAUUUAUCCUCUCUCUCCUCUCAUAAUUCUAGCCACAAUCUUUUCUCUAGGGUUUCUCACACAAGUUGUAUCCGUAUCUUCUACUUCACUUAAAAAAAGUUUCAAAAAAGAGUCUUUCUUGUAAAUGCAAAAAUGGAUCGAAGAGAUGCAAUGGGAUUAUCCGGGUCGGGUUCUUACUAUAUCCAGAGAGGAUUAUCCGGGUCUGGUCCUCCUACCUUUCACGGAUCAUCACAGCAACAAGGGCUUCGUCACUUACCUAAUCAGAACUCUUUAUUCGGGUCAGCCUCCACUGGGUUCGGAUCUCCUUCUUUACAUGGUGAUCCUUCUCCGGCAACGGCUGGAGCUCUUCCUCAUCAUAUAGGCGUUAAUAUGAUUGCUCCUCCUCCGCCUCUGAGUGAGGCUCCGAUAAAGCGAAAGAGAGGACGACCUAGAAAAUACGGACAAGACGGUUCUGUUUCUUUGGCAUUGUCUUCUUCCUCUGUUUCGACCAUUACUCCGAACAAUUCUAACAAACGUGGCCGUGGUCGACCUCCGGGCUCCGGCAAGAAACAAAGAUCGGCUUCUAUUGGUCAAUUGAUGCCUUCAUCUUCUGGAAUGAGCUUCACGCCACAUGUUAUCGCGGUUUCAAUAGGAGAAGAUAUUGCAUCAAAGGUUAUAUCAUUCUCUCAACAAGGUCCAAGAGCGAUUUGCGUUUUAUCUGCAAGUGGUGCAGUCUCUACUGCAACACUUCUUCAACCAUCAGCAUCCCCCGGAGCCAUUAAAUACGAGGGCCGGUUUGAAAUCCUAGCGUUAUCAACAUCUUAUCUAGUGGCUACUGAUGGAAGCUUCCGUAAUCGUACUGGAAACUUAUCUGUUUCGCUUGCUAGUCCCGAUGGGCGUGUGAUUGGUGGUGCCAUUGGGGGGCCUUUAAUAGCAGCAAGUCCUGUUCAGGUUAUUGUAGGGAGCUUCAUCUGGGCAGCUCCAAAGAUCAAGACCAAGAAACGAGAAGAAGAAGCUUCUGAAGUUGUUCAAGAUACUGAUGAUCAUCAAGUUCUAGAUAAUAAUAGCAACACAAUAUCGCCUGUCCCUCAGCAGCCGCAGCCACAGCCACAGCCAAGCCAAAACCUGAUAUGGUCAACAGGUUCAAGGCAAAUGGAUAUGCGUCAUGCUCAUGCUGAUAUUGAUUUAAGGCGCGGUUGAUGAUGAUGAUAGCAAGAACUCUGUGUAUAUAAAGCAUGGACUCUAGGAAGAAGAAGAAGAAGGAAUAUAAUCUAACCUCUGAACAAAGGUAUGUGGAAAUGUUAGGGUAAAAGAUUGACUCUAUUAGUGUACCUCUCAAAUCUCUAAGCAUAUUUGGUUUUGUUGUCUUUGUAACUCCGAAGAUUUGCAGAGUUUCUUCAUUUCUUUAUUUCAGAUUGUUCAGUCUU